Molecule: messenger RNA, 1002 nt
Organism: Centrocercus urophasianus (Greater sage-grouse)
Lineage: Eukaryota; Metazoa; Chordata; Aves; Galliformes; Phasianidae
Gene: IL20RB
Product: interleukin 20 receptor subunit beta
Exons: 8
Coding region: 1-1002 (333 amino acids)
Molecular function (GO): interleukin-20 binding
Source: RefSeq, a predicted model, not a curated record
AUGGGGGGCUAUAACCUGGACCUCCCCCUUCAUGUCACCUGGGAAGCACAGGCAACAGGCACGAGCAAAAUGCCACUAAAACUCAUCUGCUUCGUCCUCUGCAUUCUGAUUGCACCAGAUCUCACAGGACUUUUAGGUGAAGAUGCACCGCUGCCAGCGCCUCAGAACAUCUCUAUUCUUUCUACCAACAUGAAACAUUUCUUGAUGUGGAGCCCUGUGACCUUCCAGGGAGAAACUGUGAGAUACUCUGUUGAGUUUCAGGGGGAAUAUGAACGAGAGUACGCUAACGAGAGCUGGAUCCCCAUCUGUGAGUGUUCCCUCAUCACAGUCACUGUAUGUAAUAUCACAGAGGAUAUCUCAGCCACCGUGGCCUAUAACCUGCGCGUAAGGGCAGAUAAUGGUGCUCAAAGAUCAGAGUGGGGCACCCUGAAAGGUUUCUUCAUUCGAAAUACAACUCUUCUGACACCACCUCUGAUGAAGGCCAUAGCAGAUGGGUAUCAUCUACUAGUGGAGCUAGAAGACAUGGGACCUGCCUUUCAGUUCUGUGUUCUCUACUGGGAGAAGGGCCAGGAGAGCAGGAUGCAACAGAAGAUGGUGAAGGAGAUCAGCUCCACCAUUCAUCUGGCCACCAUGGAGGCAGCAGCUGAAUACUGCGUAAAAGCCCAGACAUACGUUGAGACAAUCAACAGGAGCAGCAGCUUCAGCCAACCACAGUGUGUGAGGGCACAAGGCAGCAGAUCCACGUGGCCCAUCAGUGUCCUUAUGUCCUUUGCUGGCUUUGCUGUGGCUGCCUUGACCCUGUCUUUCCUUGUCUGGAAAACAAGGAAAAUCUUCCAGGAUUCCUGCUGCCCCAUUGCUGUCCUGCCAGACACACUGAAAGUGCCGGAGCCCCACAGCCAACUGAUACUGUGCAGGAGGGAAGAAGCUGAGCAAUGUGAUCUGAUGGUGCAGGUGAUCCCCUCAGAAGAGGUUCUUUGCCUGUGGAUUCAGGAAACACUUUAA